GCCGCCUCCAGUGCCGACGCAGGUGCGCCGCGUUCCGAACGCGAGCCGUCUCCAGCUGGACAAAGGAGCUCCCUCCAGCAGGGCAGCGACAGCAGACCGUGCCGUUACCCAGCCUUCGUUCUACUGGAAAGUCGGCCGCGCUCGCCUCCAGAUAUUACGUGAGCUCACCUUCGCUGCCUCCCUUCCUAAAGGAGACACACAAAAAAAUAGAACGGCGCGUGUGAAAUGAACAGUUCAGUCUGUGCCUGGCAUCAGUAAUAUCGACGCCACAGAUACAUUAAAAAGCGUAUUUCGUGUCAAAUAUAGCCGUGUGGGUACCAUCGCAGAUGUCCGACAAGCGCCGUGUGGUACGAAACAAUCCGAACAUUUAUUAAUUCGUUAAAAAUCCCUCACCAGAACUCUUCUUCGUACUGCACUGCGAAAAAUUUCAGUAAUCUCGUAAUCUUGCCCUUUUUUCUGCACACUAUAAUUGCGUAAAGAACAGAACAGUCGGCUAGCUCGCUUCGCCGUGCUAUCCGCGAGUUGUUUGUUGCCGAGAUACUGCCGGCCGAGUUCGCAGAUAUUAUUAACUCGUGUGACAAUUGCCGAGCGCCAACGACGUUACUCGAGAAGUUCGGCAAACACCUGAAGUGCGACUCUCGGUGAGACUGCGACGCUACGAUUCGCAGACAAUUUACGUGCUCCGUCGGCAUUUCGUAACGAACGGCGAGAAAGAAAAUAAACUCGAGGUGCGAUCGUCGGCGGGUCAGCGACAAUAAUAGUGCUCCGGCGAUGUUACGUAACGAGUAAGAGGGAGAGCAAAAACAUCGGAAGUGCUUCUGUGGUUUGUACUGUGAAGCGGCAGGCAUUACAGACAACGGAAUGGCGGCUGCGGAAUCGUGUGUCGUUCGCGUGACGCGCGCGCGACUCUGACUCAGGUGCUGGCGUCGCUUCGAUCGAGCGAGACACGCGGUGAAAGGAGCUGACUCGCAACAUGCUGUGCGGCAUUUCUCGGCCGCGCAAGGCGCCCUCCUGCGACGACGGUUUCGCCGAGGACCGGGAUAAGGAUAAGGACACGGGACACUGCAGGACCUGCGGCAGGAGUCCUGUCAUGGCGCCCAGGAACACGCAGGGCCUGGACAGCGUGGCGCAAUGCGCGAUGCGGCCACUCAACUCGCAUCUCGACACGCCGAGGAUAGACAGCUACAGGUUCAGCAUGGCCAACCUAGAGGACUCGCAGGAGACGGAGCUGGACGCCAUCUUGGGCGAGCUGUGCGCCCUGGAGACGCAGUGCGACCAGGCGCUGAGUGCGAACGCCGCCGCCAGGCGGCAGCACCUGCAGCCCAAGCCCGCGGCCGCCGGUGAGCCGCAGCCCGCCCCCGCCCCCGCGCGGCAGCAGCAGCAGCAGCCCCGGAUGACGCACUCGCGCUCCAGCUCCGAGGGCGCCCGGGCCAAGCCGGAGGGCGACGACGCCGGCCGCGAACACGUGGUGCGGACGGACAGCCCCGACAACGACUCCGCCUUCUCGGACAACGUGUCGAUGCUCUCCAGCGAGAGUUCGGCGUCCAGCGGUGGCAGUGGCGGGCGUGUGGUGGGCGCGUCCGGAGCUGCCGACCCCGGGAAGGCGGGGCAGCCCGUCUCGCCGACGACGCAGCCGGAUCUCGGGCGGGGAGCGGUACUGACCGAUUCGGUGUCGCAGACGGACGUGGCGAGCCGCGCCAAGGCGGAGAAGAUAAAGAUCGCACUGGAGAAGAUGCGGGAGGCGAGCGUGAAGAAGCUCUUCAUCAAGGCGUUCGGCGGCGACGGCAGCUCCAAGAGCCUGCUGGUGGACGAGUCGAUGACGGCGGGCCACGUGGCGCGGCUGCUCGCCGACAAGAACCACACCGCCAUGGACCCGGGCUGGGCUGUCGUCGAGCACCUGCCCGAGCUGCACAUGGAGCGCGCCUACGAGGAUCACGAGCUGCUGGUGGAGAACCUGCUGAUGUGGACCCGCGACUCGAAGAACAAGCUGCUGUUCGUGGAGCGGCCCGAGAAGGUGGCGCUCUUCACCGGCCCGGAGCUGUUCCUGCUGCCGCCCGGGCAGCGCGGCUGUGCGCAGUCGGACUUCGACGACCACUCCCGCACCCUGCUGCUCGAGGAAUUCUUCUCGGGCGGAGCGGGUGUGCCGGAGGUGGAGGGCCCGCUGUUCCUCAAGUCGGACUCGAAGAAGGGCUGGAAGCGGCACCACUUCGUGCUGCGCGCCUCCGGCCUCUACUACCUGCCCAAGGAGAAGGCGCGCGGCGGCGGGGGCGGGUCCUCUGCCCGCGACCUCGCGCACCUCGCCUCCUUCGACGUCAACCAGGUCUACUACGGCGUGGGCUGGCGCAAGAAGUACAAGGCGCCGACCGACUUCUGCUUCGCCAUCAAGCACCCGCGCCUGCAGCAGCCCAAGUCGACCAAGUACAUCAAGUUCCUGUGUGCCGAGGACGAGGCCUCGCUGCACCGGUGGGUCGUCGGCAUCCGCCUCGCCAAGUUUGGCCGCCAGCUGUCGGACAACUACCGGGCGCUGGUGGACGAGCUGGCGCAGGACGACCUGGACCAGCUGGCGCAGGCGCGCUCCUGCUCCGUCAGUUCCAUCGCGCCCGCACUCGGGGGCGGCGGCGCGCGGUCCGGCGGGACCGGGGGCGCGGGCUCGCCCUCGGACUCGCCCGGUGGGGGCGGGGGCGGGGGCACGGCGGCGGACGCCGUCUCGACCGGCUCCAGCUCGAGCGGCUGCCUGAGCGACGGGUGCUGCGGCAGCGCGGCCGGCAGCGGCGGCACCGCCUCCACGCUCUCCGGCAACACGGCGGCCGCCGGGUUCGAGUGCGACUUCCCGACGACGGGCACGAUCAAGCGGAAGCCGUCGGUGAACCCGAAGCUGCCGCUGACGUCCAUCACGCGACAGCUGAAGGAGGUGGGCGAGACGGUGGCCUGCACCCCGUCGACGCCUUCUCCCUCGACGGCGGCCACCACGCCCACGUCCGUCUUCUCCCCGUCGGUCGACCUGGCGGAUUCUGUGAACGUCAACGUGGGCACUGUCCAGAGAGCAGGUUCGGUGCGGAGGCGGCGGUCGUGCCAGACGCCGUCGACGCCGGACGGCGGGGGCGGCGCGGACGGCGGCAGCAACUCGAGCACCCUCAAACGGCACCACAGCAUCGGGGGCGGGUCAGCCCGGAGCUCCGCCUCCGCCUCCUCGUCCAGCUCGUCCACCCCCGUCAGGGAGCCACCCCCACCGCUGCCCGUGCCGGCAGAGUCGGAGGUGGAGGAGGAGCUCCCGCCGCCCCCGCCGGACAUGUUCGAGAGCACGCUGAGCCUGGACUCGCUGCCGCCACCGCCGCCGCUGCAGCCGGCCGAGCUGUCGGGCAGCCGGCUGAGCCUGGCCUCUCUGCCCCCGCCGCCCCCGCCUUACCGCCCGCCGCCCCCGGCACUGACGCCCGCGCCGCCCUCGGACGCCUCGGCCCCGACAGACUGCCUGUCGCCGACGCGCCGGGGGCCGCUCGCCGCCCCCCCUCCGGUGUACUCGGCGCCUCCGUACCUGGCGGAGCUGAAGGCGGCGGGUGCGGCGCCCUGCGGCCAGCCGGGGUCUCCGCUGGCGAGCAGGCGGCCCGGGUCCCCGCCGCCUCCGACGCCGCCCCCGGCGACGCCUCGCAGCCCCGUGCCGCUCGCCGAGACGCAGCAGAGGUCGCGCACUGCCGGGAAGAAGAUCUCGUUCGCCAUCCCGGCAGAGAGCCCGGGGGCGGACGGCACGCGGUCCCUGCCGCCCCCCGCCUCCCGCAAGCCGCCGCCGCCCCGCCGGUCGGAGUCGACGCGGCUGACGACGCUGCCGGCUCCGCAGCAGCUGGCCCCGCCUCCGAAGGACUUCCUGAAGGACCUGCAGAGGGUCAUGAAGAAGAAGUGGCAGGUCGCACAGAAGUGCAAGGCGGACCUGUCGACGACGCCGCACGAGGUGCUCGGCUUCCGCGACGCGCCUCCCCCGCCGCUGCCGCCUCCGGACGUCCGGCGGGAGAACAGUGUGCUGGACUGGGUGCAAGAGCACUACGGGGGCGGCGGGGGCGGUGCGCCCCACCAGUACAACCUCUACGAGAACGUCUACCUGGUGGGGGGCGGCGGGUCACCCGCCCACGCGCCGCCCGCCGUCAACGGUCAGCACUGCCCACCGUACCGUCACCACCCCCACCCCCGGCACCCGGACGGGGCACCGCCCCCGACAGCCGUGGACUACCGAGCAGGUCCGGCUCCGGGCUCGCGGCUCUCCCGUCAGAACAGUGUGGCGGCCGCCAUCGCCGCCAAGAAGAGGCCGCCGCCGCCGCCCCCGAAGCGCUCGGAGACGACACAGCUGACGACGGCGGUCCCGCCGCACGCGCGGGCGCCCCUGCCGCCGCCUCCGCCGCCGCACCCCUCGCGCUGACGCCGCCCCCGCGGCCGGUAGAGCUGCGCCCCCGGCCGUCCCCGCGGCCGCCGCCACCACCCUUGCGGACUCAUCUGACGGCCGGCGGGGUCGCGCCGGGGUCACGGGAAGUGUGCGCCUCGGACGGACGCCCGUCUCUA
This is a messenger RNA of Schistocerca nitens (vagrant locust), 4545 nucleotides long. RefSeq names its product ras-associated and pleckstrin homology domains-containing protein 1-like. The transcript is spliced from 17 exons. Lineage: Eukaryota; Metazoa; Arthropoda; Insecta; Orthoptera; Acrididae. Gene Ontology annotation, biological process: signal transduction. Bases 974 to 4405 code for a protein of 1143 amino acids. The record is from RefSeq and is a predicted model, not a curated record.